This is a messenger RNA of Aspergillus versicolor CBS 583.65, 2915 nucleotides long. RefSeq lists its product as uncharacterized. Bases 247 to 2544 code for a protein of 765 amino acids. The record is from RefSeq and is a predicted model, not a curated record. The transcript has 3 exons. Gene Ontology annotation, molecular function: oxidoreductase activity. Lineage: Eukaryota; Fungi; Ascomycota; Eurotiomycetes; Eurotiales; Aspergillaceae.
UGUCACGUGUGCCUGGACGGUCCCAUAGAACCAGAACCCAAACAACUGCUUUAAUCUAUCUAAAUAUUUUCAAUUCCAGUCAACGGUACUUCCAAUGCACCCAGUAAAUUCUAUACCGAUAACAAUGCGGUGUUGUGGAUGAAAAGAAAGCAGAACAAUGACCCCUCACCAGCUCCCCACCAUCCGACAGUUAACGUAGUGGGGUAUUUCUGAGCAGCUUCAACAUUGCAACACAUCCUCACCAGCAUGCCCAAACCAAAGCGCGUCGCCAUAAUCGGCGCCGGCCCCUCGGGUCUCGCAAUGGCCAAAACACUCUUACAGAACUUCCCCCCAGGAACAUUCAGCCCGGUGAUAUUCGAGAAGAAAUGGCGGAUAGGUGGUCUCUGGGCUGUAGACUACCCUUCUGCAUCGAUUUCAACAUCAAAACAUGCAGCCAGUUUGCCUUCUGAGCAUAAGUCUCGUGGCUUCGUGGACCCGUGGAUGAAGACGAACCUGAGUCGCUUCUCAGUUGCGUUUUCUGAUCUGUCGUGGGAGACGGCACUCGGUCGUCAGGAGGUUCCUGCUUUCCCGUGUGCGUGGGAGGUGCGCAGGUAUUUGGAGAAGUAUGUUGAGGUUUAUAUUCCUCGUGAAUGUCUGAGGUUGGGAAGCGGGGUUUUGAAUGUGAUACGGCGCGCGAAGGAUAAUACUAGGGAUAGGAUGGGGUGGAAGGUUUCUUGGGUGCAUGAUGGGGAGUGUGAAGGGCGAGAUCCAAGAGUCCAGACGGAUGAAUUUGAUUUCCUCGUCGUGGCAUCGGGCCACUUUGGGACCCCCAGUAUUCCAAAUAUACCCGGACUCGAGGACUUCCCUCGUACAGUCCACAGCUCGAAGCUGCAGAACCCAGAGGAUAUACGCAGUCUGCUUGGGAAAUCACCUAGAGGAAAACUAGUUGUCAUAGGCGGAAGCAUGUCAGGCGUCGAGGCCGCAAGCUCGCUAGCGCUUCACGUCUCCUCUUUGAACUUCAGCCCUGACUCUGCUGCUCAAGCUGGGAAUGGUUACGAAGUGUGGCAUGUCGGGUCUGGGCCGUUUUGGGUGCUGCCUACUUACCUGCCACAUCAAUACGCGGGCGGUUCCUCUGAAGGCUCGAUGCCGUUUGUGCCGCUUGAUCUAUCACUGUAUGACUUGGGACGGCGGCCGCCUGGAGCAAGCGAGUUUGUUUUCGGGCCCGUCUCGCCGGAACAAAUUUCGAAGAGGAACCUGUUCUUCCGAGACAUGGUUGGAAAGAACUAUGGCGAAUUCGGCGGCAUCAACAUUACUGAUGGUCAAGGGAAAGAGAACGAGCGGCCCCCGUGGGUGGGCAUAGCCGACUACUACACGGAGUACAUUCGAUCCGGGGCGAUCAAAACCGUGACAGGUCGGGCCUGUUCAGUCCUGCAGCUUGAUAAAGGGACAAUUGACAUCCAAACCCCUACCGGAGUAACAACCCUUACCGACGUUGCUGCGAUAGUAGUAGCAACAGGAUUCAAACCUUCCGACUCCCUCUCAUUCCUACCACAAGAUAUACUAUCCACGCUCGAAUACUCCAAAGAAGACCAUUUCCUCCCGCUCAUCCUAGACAGCUGGAGCAGCGCACACAGCGAGAUUCCAGACCUGGGCUUCGUCGGAUUCUACCGAGGCGCCUUCUGGGGCCCAGCAGAGCUACAAGCGCAAAACCUAGCUCAGACCUGGGCUACGAUUAAUUUGGAAAGUGAAAAGUCGACCUACCUAACAGCUGAAGAGCAGCUUUCAAGAGCGACAGAGAGGCAAAAGGUUCGUGAAUUCAGGGACUUCAAGCCCGUGGCGCUUCGCGGACAGUUCCCUUUAGGUGAUUAUGUGGGGUUAAUGGGCUCGCUUGCUCGGCGAGUACACCGUACUAGGGUUCCUAUUGAGAUAGGUCGUGGGGAUGUGCAGCCGGGUCCCGUCGUUCCUGCUCGAUACCCGGCAUAUUCCAUUGGACGAGACACUCAGUUAAGGGAUACUUCGCAGGAAGUGGAUAUAACAAUGAAAGCUUUGAGCAGUACUCUUUCUGCAGAGCCUGGCCACUGCGUGGGUACGGCAGCGGCAGUUUUCCGGGCGUUGCACGGCCAGUGGAGCUUUGAAAGAGUGAAGGCUCAUGACGAUAACCUUGGAGCUGUAUCGGGGAAGGUAGCCUUCCAUCCUCGGUACCCAUCCUGUUCAGACUACGCAGCGGAGUAUCUUUGCGAAGUGAAAGAUGACGACUCAAGGACUUCGACGUCAGUCUAUCGCCUAUGUGACACUUUCAGAUACCCCAAGCAAGCUGGGAUAAGCGUUUGGUCUGUGGGCGAAGAAAUAUCUCCAAACGCAGCUGGUGAGCUUGUAUCCGAGCUGCAAGUUGGCCCGGUAGGGAAGGUGCUCGAUUCAGGAGAAAUCCUCGUUGAAGCUAAAAGCACCAAUCAUAUAUAUGAGUUUUAUUUCGACCGCGUGGCCAUCACACGCUGGUCCCAUCGGGUUUUUCUGGACGGGAUUACCCAGUAUACGACGCAGUAUAGCCGACCCGCGGAUGCAUGACCCGACUCCGACCCGUUCCACGACUAUAAAGCAAUAAGAAAGCUAUAACCGUCGAUAUAAGGUGCGGCAGACGGAAUGAAAUGCGCGCGGCCAAGGCUGGUUGUGGCAGCUCCUGUCAGACCCACAGUGGAAUUGCUCCGCUGCGGGGAGAAUCCGGGGUAGAUAUCCAUAUCCACGAGCACCUCAUCUUACGAUAUAGACAUGGAGGUUACAGAAUACAUAAAGCAUUAGAAUAUGCCGCAUCGUGCCAUGGCAAUUCCUUCUAUUCUAUGAACUUGGACAAAUCUUGGAUAUUGGCGCUAUCUACUGCCAAUUCAACACUACAGUGCUGGUACUGAUUGACAUAUAACCUCCAGAGUACUUAUUUAGUU